Molecule: messenger RNA, 1347 nt
Organism: Miscanthus lutarioriparius
Lineage: Eukaryota; Viridiplantae; Streptophyta; Magnoliopsida; Poales; Poaceae
Source: the annotation of a GenBank genome assembly
AUGGCGGUGGAGACCCUCGAGUCCUGCAUGGUGAAACCCAGCGACGCGGCGACGACGACGCCCAUGCACGUGGUCUGGCUCUCCAACCUCGACCUGCUCGUGGCCAGGAGCCACACGCCCACCGUCUACGUGUACCGGCGGCCCAGCCCUGACGUCCCCGGCUUCUUCUCACCGGACGUCCUCAAGGCCGCCCUGUCCAAGGCGCUCGUCCCCUUCUACCCCCUCGCCGGCCGGCUCGCGCAGGACGGCGCUGGCCGCCCGGAGAUCCACUGCACCGGCGACGGCGCGCUCUUCGUCACCGCGCGCGCCGACGUCACCCUCCAGGACCUCGCCGGCGGCGGCGGGUUCGCCCCGUCGGAUGAGCUGCGGAAGAUGCUUGUCCCCUCGGCUGCUGACGGCGAAGACCGCGUCGGCAUCUUGGCCAUGUUCCAGGUGACGUCGUUCAAGUGCGGCGGGGUGUGCGUGGGCGCGGCGAUCCACCACACGGCGGCGGACGGCCCCGCGGCGCUCGACUUCGUCAACACGUGGGCCGCCAUCGCGAGCAAGGGCGUCGACGAGGCCGCGCCGCGCCCAUGGCUGGACCGCACGGUCCUCCGCGCGCGCUCCCCUCCCGACGUGCGCUUCGACCACAGCGAGUACGCCCGGCGCCGUGGCGGCGGUCCAAAGACAGCGAGGGUCCCGUUCGACUCCGCCAUCCUGCCCAUGUCCAAGACCCAGCUGGACGCUCUCAAGGCCGGCGGUGGCCAAGGCAAUAAGAAGGUAUCCACGUUCAAGGCCGUGGUCGCCCACGUGUGGCGGUGCGCGUGCAUGGCGCGCGGGCUGGCGGAAGACGACGACACCCGCCUGUACAUAACCGCCGACGCGCGCUCCCGCGUCCGCCCGCCGCUCCCGGCAGGGUACCUCGGCAACGCCAUCUUCCGCGCGUCAGCGGUGGCCAAAGCGGGCGACGUCGUCUCGGAGCCGCUCGACGCCGUCGCGGGCAGGGUGUCCGGCGCCACCGCCCGGCUGGACGACGAGUACGUGCGGUCGCUGGUGGACUGCCUGGAGCAGGUGGUGAGCGACGCGGCGGGGCUGCGCAAGGGGGAGUGGGUGAUGCCGGAGACCGACCUGUGGGUGAUAAGCUGGCAGGGGCUGCCCAUCUACGACGCUGACUUCGGCUGGGGCCGGCCGGCGUUCAUGGGCCGCGCGUGCCUCCAGUUCAGCGGCCUCGUGUACCUCGUCCCCGGCCCGGACGGCGACGGCCGCCUCGACGUUGUCGUGGCCAUGGAGCCCAAGAGCCUGGCCAGGUUCAAGGAGCUGUUCUAUGAGCUCAUCAAGGGUGCAGGUGUUCCGUGCAUGGCCGAAUAA